CGACAUUAGGGCGCGCCACUGUGCAUCAACACCAUGGCGAAAGUGAUGAUUUUCGUGUGAUUAGUUUUCUAUUUUCUACACGAUUCCGCCUUACUUUACUUGUUUAUUUAUUGAAAGACGCAAUAGAAAGUUAAAACGUGAGUGCCCUAAUGAUUUAAAUUCUUUAUAUUGUGUUAUAUGUGAUAGUGUCUGCGAUAUAAGUUGUAACGAACUCUAGGAUCACUUUUUGGAAUUCAGGUGUCAACGAGGAUGAUAUUCUUAUUAACUACAACAGCUUGUUGCUGAACCUCGAAGAUAUUUCACACGGUCAUCUCUCCAAUGAAGUAGAAAAAAAUAAAAGAUGCAGCGGCUGUAAGCUGCUAAGCAGGUGGUGUCUCGCCAUGCAGCGCGCGGGUGGGAGCAGGGCCGGAGCGCCAUGAGCCAUACGCCCGUCGGCGGCCACCCGCAAGGUUGGGAGCACAAGCUUGCCGACAGGGCGUCGCUGCCGCCCGCGUCGGGCGAGGAGAGGAGGCCGCACAAACAUGUGUUCACACACCCGCACGUGCCCAAAGGCGGCGUGUACCGCGAGGAGACGGAGGGCUCGUCGGCCAGCUCGGCGCGGUCGCCCGCCUCGCCGCCCUACCUGCGCUGGGCUCGCACGCUGCACGCUCUUCUCGAGGAUGAGGAGGGCGUGCGUCUGUUCCGCUCGUUUGUCUCCGGAGCCGGCAAGCUGCACACGGACCGGCUCGACUUCUACUUCGCCGUGCUGGGGCUGCGCCAGGAGACCGAGCAGCCGGCCGUCAGGCAGACCGUUGCGGUUAUAUACAAAUUCCUGCGCAAGUCCCAGCUAGCGAUGCCGGAGCAGCUGAAGGCGCAGGUCAAGCAGGCGCUCAAGGACGGCAGCUACAUCGACCGCACCAUCUUCGAUGAUAUGGAGCAGGAGGUGACUCGCGCCAUCACAGAGUCGACCUACCAGGCGUUCCUUCGCUCCGAGGCGUAUGUCUCGUACGUGAGCGCGUCCACGCAGCCGCUGUCCAGCCGCGACGCCUCGCCGCCCGCGCUCGUCGGGAAAGAUACGCCGGCGCCGGGUCUGGCCACGCUCCACGAAGGUCAGGAGUUGGGGUCAGCGCCGGCGAGACUCACGCACGACGCUCUACUCGCCACGCAGUCGCGCCGCCUGCACUCAGAACAAGCACCUAAGGGGUCGUUCGGGCGCUCUCGCUCGGUGUACUCGCAUGCGCCUCACCUGUCGUAUGCGGGCUACUGCACGACUUCACGGCAAGACUCCGAGCGAGCCAGUCUCAGCAGCGGGCGGACCGAUAGUGAUGCUAUAUCGCUUUCUGGUAGCAGUGUUGACGGCAUGUCGCUGCGGCGCGAGGGGCGCGAGUCGUCGCGUCUGCGCGCGCGCCUGCACGGGCCCGCGCCGCUCAACAAGGAGAUGGACUCCUCCAUGGUGGUGAUCCCGCGCACGCAGCGCAUGCAGUCGGAGCAGCUGCGCGUGCUGCCGCCGGCCGAGUUCGCGCCGCUGCUCAUAGAGCGGCUGGAGCGAGUGAAGCGCGAGCAGGACAGCCACGACCGCCUCGACCGACGCCUGGCCGAGGGCGACGGCGAGGACGCGUCGACGCAGGCGCUGCCGCCGCAGCUGGUGGCCGCCGCCAUCCGGGAGAAGCUGCAGGUGGACGACGACAACGACCAGGACAUACUGGACCAGCACGUGUCGCGCGUGUGGUCGGAGCGCACGCCGGGCGGCUCGCCUCCCCCCCGCGCCCGCCGCCGCGCCCCCUCCGCGCUCUCCGCAGACUCCGGCCACCACUCCGACCCGUACCACCAGCCGCGCCGAGGGUCCAGCAAGAAGACGGGCACGUCGCUCACGACGGACAGCGGCGUCUCCGUGGUGAGCUCGCGCACGUCGGCCAGCGUGGAGCCGCGCGUGCUGCUGUGGAUGGCGCAGACCAAGCCCGCCAAGCCCACAAGGAACAAAACAUCAGGCGGCAGCAAGUCCUCAGGCAGCGGCAGCAACACCAGCGACGCGCCGUGCACGGUGGUGGUGAUGACGUUCCUGGACGAGGCCGUGCCCUACCGCAUCAAGGUGCCCGCCAGCCCGCUCACGCUCAGGGUCUUCAAGGAGUACUUGCCUAGGAAGGGGAACUACAGAUACUUCUUCAAAACGGAGUGCGCGGACCUCGACAACACGGUGAUCCAGGAGGAGGUGAGCAACGACGGCGACGUGCUGCCGAUGUUCGAGGGCAAGGUGAUGGCGCGCGUGAAGAGCGUCGAGUGAGCCGUGGCCAAGCGCCACCGCUGCGCCCACUGCCGCCCUCUGGUGGUAGAAGACAGGAACUACAGUGCAGACUGCCCUCUGCCGCCAGACGACGGGAACUACAGUGCAGACAGCCUGGCGGACAUUCUGCGCAGAGUUAAAUUGUUGAUUUGUGAGUGAGAAAAGUUUUAUGGACUUAUUUGAACUAUGCCGCAUUCAUUAUGCCCGACUUUUAUGUUUGAGUUUAAGGUGACAAGUGAGUUAAAGGUUUCCGUCUGAACGUAAUAUUUUGUUUACCGUCGUCGUAUAUUGUAAAAUAAGAUAACCGACAAUUGUAUAGUGAACUAAAUCCUUGUACUGACAACUAACUGGUUAGCUUAUGAAUGGAGGAAACAUUAAACGUUCAACGAGACGCGGAGGCGCGCGAUGCUCCUAGAAUUAUUUAAAUUAUUUAUUUAACGUUUAAGAUUGUUAGUUAUGAAUAUUAAUGAAACUGUAUAAAUACAAUUCUGUUCCUGAAUUUCUCUUUUAGUUUAUACAUAUUUAACUAUUUUUUUACUUGCGCCUGAAUCGGGCGACGCUUACUAUGUGUAUGAUAUUUUUAAGCCAACAUUUAGUUUGCAGUAGAUUUUAAAAUCUAAUCUAGUGUUAUUGAAUGACUGCUUAGUUUUUAUAAUUUGUUUAAAGAUACCUUGAGGUAAUAUUGACGUGUUCUGUUUAGAUGAAUGUUUAAUGUGGUUGAAGAAUGUUGGACGAAGAAAAUAUUAUAUUUAUCUUGAAGAAACCGAUCCCAAGGAAAUUAUAUGGAGACAGAGACACUUCAGAUAGAUAUUAUAUUUUCUACGUCUCGCCAUCAGUUUCGAUUUAAAAAGCUAUGUAAACCUUCCAACAAUGCAUACUGGGAUCUCAAUCAAUAAUGUAAUUAAUUAAAUGAAAAUAUUUCCGUUCUUCAGCUGUGAAUACAAAUUACAUAGUCUCCGCCAUGUAUUGUUAGUCUCACUGUCUCAGCAAGCAAUUCGAUAAUUAUAAUCUAUUGUACAUUAAACUAUUGCCAUCCGAUAAACUUACACUUGCUUGUUGAGACAGUACUUCAGAAUCCUUUUUGUGAAAUAUAUUAUGAUAAAACACAUUUCUCCCUUUUGUUUACUUACAUACAUAACAAAAAUAAUUUCUUUUACAUAAAAGGUUCUGAAGAAAAACCUUACCUUUAGUUCUGCGUGCCAUAAACACAGCAUUUUGCAGGUUUCAUGUUUCAGAUUGUAUCUAAAAUAUUUUGUUUCUUAUUACCAUUAAGUUACUUAUUAAUAUUUUACUUAUGCUGUGUUUACUGCACGCAGAACCAAAGCAUUAGUACUUAGUAGUUGAUGGAAUGUAAAAUAUGAAUGUUUUAAGUUAGUAUGAAUAUUGAAAAGUCCGAUCCACAAUGCAUAGAACGGUGGAAAUAGGAAUGUAUGUUUUGCUACAACAUGUGCCGAGUAUCACCGCAUUGUUUUUUAAACGUUUAUUAUUAUCUUUUUACACAGAAUAUUAAUUUAGUUGAACUUUAAUCCGAUCAAUAAGUUCUCAUUUGUUUUCCACUUUCAGAUUGUGAUUCGUAGCUAUAGUACGUUUCUUAUUUACUUCGCCACAAUGUCUUCUACAUAAUUAUUAUCUGUCUUCCAAAGCUUUACUAGCUAAUAUUUAAAUUUUUACACAUCUACAAAUAUCUGUUUUACUUGGUUGUUGUGGGUAUUUGUGCUGGUGAUGCGAGUCACGGUUGUAGCGGGGCGUAGGUCGGUGGUCUGGGAAGAUGCACGGAUGUAAUGGGUGCGAAAUCAUGUGCCUUUAAUAAUGAUAAAGUUUUCUAUAGUUGAUGCUUCUAAUUAGUUUAUAAGUUAACAAAUUGUAAAUACUAGAAUACGCUGUUUCGGUUCGAACUUUUUAUAAAUAUUUAUAAUUAAUUAAAUCAAUAUAACUUUUUAGGUUUUGCCGCAACCGAGAGGAAUGAUAAGUUUCUUUUAUUUAUUGAAGACGCUUAUGACGCGAUAGCGAUCCCAUAGCUAAUGUUAAUUACCUACUUGGUCAUAUUUUGUUUAUAAUUUUCUCAACGAAAUUACCUACUAGGUGCUUAGUUUUUCUAAGAUUUUAUACGCUGCCAUUGAUUUUAAUAAACUUCGCUUAGUUUCAAAAUAUUUGCAAUUCUUUUGUCAGCAAGACUUCUGUAAAAAAAUAUGGAUUAUAUUGUUUUUAAAUUUAUAUAAUAAAUGAAAUGUAAGGGCACUUUCGGUCCAUAUUAUAAUGUUAAAGUACUGCGUCCUGUCGACAUGUGCCGAUAAGGGAGCCAAGUUAAAAUUGCUUGUUAAAAUGAGAAUGUAUAAUAAAAUAUGUUUUCUAAGUUAGUAUAUGAUGUGCAAGCGCAAGAUAAGUAAUCGUUUUGUAUAAUAAAGUAAUUAAAGAGAUAUAUUGUCGUAUAUAGUAACAAAGUAUUACUUUCUGCAUUCAAUGUUAAUCGAAUGUAAUCCAGUGUUGGAACAAUAUUUUUAUUGCAAAAGAAUUCACUAAUCCGACUGUAUUUUGUUUUAUCUAGGACAUGUAACAUUUAAAAAAUAAACUGAAACUGUGCCAUAUG
This is a messenger RNA of Plutella xylostella (diamondback moth), 4847 nucleotides long. NCBI's taxonomy places the organism in Eukaryota, Metazoa, Arthropoda, Insecta, Lepidoptera, Plutellidae. The record is from RefSeq and is a predicted model, not a curated record.